AUGCUCUUCACUUCUCUCCUCACCGUCACCCUCGUCACCCCAGCCGUAAUCGCCACCUGGGGCGACUGGUGCUACACCAAAGUAACAGACCACCGCGGCUUGACGUUCAAUUUUAACGGUGUUUGCGUCGGGACGUCAGAGUGCUACGGCGCCUACGAAAUGGACGGAAUCUCGGUGCCGGGCGCGUGCCCCGGUGACCCGGCUCACAUUCAGUGCUGCUACGCCCCCGUGUGCUAUCCGAUACAGCACGGCCGGUGCCCCGGUGGCGACAACAUCAAGUGCCGAGCCGACACUGGCUACUGCUGGGAGACGCAAACUGGCAGAUGCCCGGGAGGCGACAACUUCCGCGCUGCCCCUAGGGCGUACAUGCCAGACGGUGUCCCUGUGAAGUGCUCGUAA
Molecule: messenger RNA, 399 nt
Organism: Vanrija pseudolonga
Lineage: Eukaryota; Fungi; Basidiomycota; Tremellomycetes; Trichosporonales; Trichosporonaceae
Exons: 2
Coding region: 1-399 (132 amino acids)
Source: RefSeq, a predicted model, not a curated record